This is a messenger RNA of Pleuronectes platessa (European plaice), 5408 nucleotides long. It is a transcript of the gene fibcd1b, whose product is annotated as fibrinogen C domain containing 1b. The transcript has 8 exons. The coding region runs from base 793 to 2244 and encodes 483 amino acids. The record is from RefSeq and is a predicted model, not a curated record. Lineage: Eukaryota; Metazoa; Chordata; Actinopteri; Pleuronectiformes; Pleuronectidae.
ACGCAUUGAUUGACAAUCGCGGGCACGGGGCGCCCCACGCUGCACAGACACGGAGCACCGCUAAUCUCAUCCUGCACUCGUCUGUGUCGAGAGCAUCUCUGCCCAAUCCCGGACAGAUCAUCCGGAGGAAAAAACCAGGGACGGCUCUGCCAUUCCCCUGGGCACCGGUGUCGGAGUCUUCUCGCAGAAGAAGCGGACGCGAGCAGCAGCUCCUCGACCCCUGUCCCGUCCUGUCUCUGACUGCUUUCCUUUAGUGAUCAGUCCGGGCUGAGCUCUCCUGGAAACGGGAUGGACACAAGGUUCUGGUUGCACUUUGCAAUCUGAGCCAAAGGAAGAUUUGGUCGAUUUCUUCUUUUAUUUUUGUUUGGUCUUGGAAUAACAAGGAACUGCGCCUGCUGCUUUCAUCGGGAUCCCUCUCGGGUUACCUUUUUAUCUCAAGUUCACUAUAACUGUGAUGCAUUUGUGAGUCGAGUUGCAGAACCCUGGAGCAUGUUAACGCGACUUUUUUUUUAAUUUCGUUUGUUUGCUUGGAAUAACGACGAGAUCAUAAGAGAUCGCACUUUCAGGAGUUGCAUUUUUGGUGCGUAAUCCUUGCGGUGUGUGGCCGCAGAAGUACUUGUGCCUCCCUUUUUUUUUGCGUUUAAUGUCCAGUUUUUUUUUCGAAUGGAGUAGGUAGUAGGUGAUAAACACUCGAAAGAAAAAAACGCGGGGUUUAUUCUGUCUUGCCUGGAACGAGCAGGCGGAUCUGAUGCGCCGAUUCUCCGUAGGAUGGUAAAUGACUGAUGGGGAAUCAUGAACAGCUCUUCUGAACUCGAAGAUGGCACUCGGCACAAAAACCAGACAUUCUGUGAGUGUGUUCCCAGCUCCUCCCAGCUCAAACAUCGCUGGUCUGACUCAGAUACUGCCAGGGAGACCCCGGCCAAGAGGAUGAGCUGCAGCUACCUGCUCUGUACCAUCCUCCUCUUUGUGGCUGUAUUGCUGGCUGUCACUGUGACUGGCACCAUCCUCUUCAUGAAUCACUACCAGGCCCCGCCCAUGUCCGAUGGCCUACCCCACAUCUCCACCAAUCAGGACGAAGCUAACGCCCUGGUCACCGUCGAGAGAGGCGACGGCUCUCGCAUCAACAUCUUCAUCGACCCCAACUGUCCCGACUACAACAGUAACUUUUUGCGCCUGGAGGGCGUGCAGACGUCGCUGCUCCACUCGCUGACCGACCACGACUCCGACCUGAAGUCGGUGAAAGGCCAAGACCGGGCUCUGCUGGUCAGCCUGGCUGAGGAGGUGGCCAAGCUGUCGGCACACGCGGGGCAACUGAAAAUGGACUACGAAUCCCUACGCAGGGGGCAAGGCAGCCUGGGUCAGGACCUGAACACGCUGCAGACUGAGCAGGGUCGCCUCAUACAGCUGCUGUCAGACAGCCAGAUCAACAUGGUGAAGGUGGUGAACUCGGUGAGCGACGCUCUCAACGCCAUGCAGAAGGAGAACGUGGGCCUGAAGGCGCGCGUCAAGGCCGACUUGCAGAGGGCGCCAGUACGAGGGGGCCGUUUGAAGGGCUGCUCCAAUGGCUCGCGCCCACGUGACUGCGGCGACCUGUAUGCUGGUGGUCAGAGGGAGGAUGGCAUCUACUCCGUGUUUCCGGUUCACUUCCCUGCAGGCUUCCAGGUCUACUGUGACAUGACCACAGACGGAGGAGGCUGGACAGUGAUCCAGCGCAGGGAGGAUGGCUCUGUCAACUUCUUCAGAGGGUGGGAGUCCUAUCGUGAGGGAUUUGGCAAGAUUACUGGUGAACACUGGCUCGGGCUGAAGCAGAUCCAUGCCCUGUCAAUCCAGGGCAACUAUGAGCUGCGUAUCGACUUGGAGGACUUUGAAAAUAGCACCGCAUACGCACAGUACGCCACCUUCGGGGUGGGCCUCUUUUCGGUGGACGCCGACGAUGACGGAUACCCUUUGACUGUGGGAGACUAUUCUGGAAACGCAGGUGACUCUCUACUGAAGCACAAUGGGAUGAAGUUCACCACCAAAGACCGGGACAACGACCACUCGGAGAACAACUGCGCCUCCUUCUACCACGGUGCCUGGUGGUACCGCAACUGCCACACCUGCAACCUCAACGGCCAGUACCUGCGCGGCCAGCACACGUCCUACGCAGACGGCAUCGAGUGGUCCUCCUGGACGGGCUGGCAGUACUCACUCAAGUUCUCCGAGAUGAAGAUACGGCCCACCCGCGACACUGAAAAGAAGUGACACUGAGAAAGAGAGAAUAAAAAAAUAUUUUUUUCAAACAUUACAAACCAGACAGCUAGAGGCAGAAUAAUUUGUCUUGAUAUUGUUUCUACGCUAAAGCAUACCUCUUUUGAGUUUAGUUGCUGUUUUUUUCUUUGCUCCCGAUGUCUCUCAUCCUUCUUCCUCCAUCACUCGGCUAUAGAAGUCACGCCGGCUGCCUCAAUCCUUCCCCCUGCUCCCUUCCUUUAAAAAGAAAAUAAUGUAUUCGCGGCGCUCUCAUUCUGACAUCGUCCCGUUCACAAAAAAAAAACGUUAGACCAGAGCCCUGAGCGCAGCACAGUCCACUGCCCAAGCUUUACUCAGUUUGACAUGGUGGUCCAAACUUCCCCUACAGCAUCACACACCAGUGAUUUCCUCCUGGCAUGUAACUCUGACCUCCCAUCUGUGCUGACAUGGCACUUAGACUGUCGUUCAGUCUCGCUGCCCGUUGCAAAUCUGUGAGUGGGGAGGUCCGCCUCCAAAUAUGGCAUUAGAAAAACAGGGACACGGGAAGGGAAUGGAAAGGAAGUGCAGUGUUUGAGCAGCGAUGAGGCGACAGGGCAGUGGUACGACAUGUCCCAUUUAUCAAGCAGCGAAGAAGAAGAAGAAGAAGAGCAGGGUCUCGGAUAAUGAGAGGCAGAGAGAACGAGGAAACGGUUUAAAGAGGGUUAAAUUAGUCGAACAAGAGGAGGGCCGGGUGAAUCUAAAGAGGGUGGAAGUAGGAGAUACGGUUGAAAAAGAGGAGAGAGGGACUAAAUAAAAGAGGAAGGGACGACGUAGGAUCUCGUUCAUCUGACUUGGGCCAUUAGGGAGCAUAUUGGGCACUGUCUGAUCUGCCUGCCAGCUGAGGAAUGGCCAAGUGAUGCCGCACUCACAGAUGGUAGCCCAGCACUCUGCGUGUGUGUUUGUGUAGGUGUGUGUGCCGCGGAGAUAGACAGAGAGUUUUCCCCGACUAUCGGUUUCCUGUCGGGGGUUCAGUGGAGCGUCUCAAAUAACUACAGUGUUUAGACUAAACAUGAAAACAUGAAGCACGGCCGGCAAACCUUCACUCUCUCCAUCAGCCAAUUAACCUAAAAUAACAUAGAUCCCUAAUGUAUGUACCUGUAAGACACUGGCAGCCGUUAGACCGAGACCUCGGGAUCACAGAAUGAAUGUUUCAUCAAAAACACCGUCUCAUUUCCCCCCUCUUUUUUAGAUUGUCAGACAUGGUACCUCAUUUCCCAUACCCACGUCUGUAGUUUUCUUCUUUUUUCUCUCUCUCUCUCUCUCUUUCAGGGGAUUAUUAUGGGAUAUGUUCGUGUGACGCAGUUUGACUCGUCACGCAAAGAGAACUAGUUGCUGUAAAAUAAGAUCUGUCGCUCUCAAUCACGUUGUUUUUCUUUCUUUCGAGUAGGAAUUCUAGUAUUGCAAAAACUAAAAAUUGCCUAAAGCAAACAAAAAAAAAAAGGAUGACAGCAAAGAAAAGAAAAGAAAAAACACUUUGGCGGAAAAGUGGAUUCCAGAAAUGUUCCUUCCCUCAUUUAAUUUGAUGAAAAUCGGUGAAUCCACUUUUUUGCAGCUUUCUUCGGUUUUUCUUUUGGAUGUACUGAAAGCUUUAAAAAAUAUCUGUAGAUUCUAUUGUACAGUGUGUAUGACUUUUAGAGCAUGUGAAUCUGUUUUCUUACUACGCUAAAACACAAAGAGAACUGAAGCACAUGGACUCAAGCAAAAUCCACCUGGUUAAAAGAAAAGAAAAAAGUUCAUAAACAAAGAAAAGAGAUGUAUUCACAGAACUUUUCCCCCCCCCCUCCCGCUGAGCGACUGGUGGGAGUAGCGCCUGCAAUGCUCCGAAUACGAGCGACAACGGAGGAAUAUGAUUACGCCUCGAGCACACGCCCAUUCAAUACAGCACAAAUAUGACAGAGGCACAAUAUGGGAGGGAUUUGGAACCUCUCGGCACAAAGAAGCUGGGUUGCCGGAUGCUUUGCGACCUCUCUGACAUCUUGGCUUUCGGAGAGUCCUUUGGUAAACAGCGGGAGUUUUUUCUUUCGAAUGUGUGCUGAGGAGGGUCGGCCCAGCUGACAGGCGAUUUAAAUGUGUAGCACACGGGCAGGGCUGCGCUGAAUAACCUCUUGACACUGGGAACAGCUGUGACUUCUUCUGUCAUCGUGGCUGCUCGGGAACAAUCUCCCGUCGCUGUCUCCGCAGCCCCGGCUGUGUGACUCGACGGGUUCCUCGACAUCCAAGCACAGACACGUGACAGACACCUGCCGGCAUCAUGGCACAGAGAGUCGAGAUGGGAUCGUGUCAGAAGAUUUAAGAUGAGAUGGAAAAUGUGUGAAGCCUCUUAAGGAGACAGAGUCAGACUGCGCCUGGGAACGUAUGCAAAUGUUUGUGUGUGUGUGUCUCUGCGCUGAACAGAGCGCGAGUGUGUGUUUGCACACGUGUGCGUAUACAGUGUCUCUGUGUGUGUACACAUAUAUGCACAUGCUUCGGUUUGUACAUGCCCGUGUGCAUGAGCCAGAGGAGGGAGCCUGAGGCCGAGUCUCUCUGCAGAACUUUGAAGUAACAUGACGCCUGUGUACAACUUGCCCCCCCCCCCCCCCCCCUGCUAUUUGUGUUGAUAACAGAGAGAAAAUUAUAAAAGAACUAUUACUUAUUGUGAUCGUGAACCCAUUAGAGUGGAUACACCAACUUCUGGUACCGUGUUGAACUGCGCUCGAGCCCCUCGCCCCCCACCACCCAGAGAACCCACUCCCCCAAAAGUGUUUACUGCCCUCGACGCUGUGCUCAUUGUAUAUGUUAAUGCUCCGUCUCCGCCCCCGUAGUUUAACUGUAGAGACGACUUUUAUUUGCCGUGCCCCCUCUCUGUGUUCUCGCGCAGGGGAAGGCCUCCGCAGCUCGCUGGGUCUCAGACGGCAGGAGUGAAAGAAGAGUGAAAUCUGAGGCUCUAAUCAUUCCGAGUUAUCCCGUCUCAUUACAGUGCAUCAGCACCGUCCCGAUCGAUCCCAGAGGUCCCCCGAACCUUCCAUCUUUCUCACUCCGUACCCCUCCUUUAAUUGCCUUAGCCUCCGCUGCCAAUUCCCGCUCACUUCAUCCCUCCGAAAUUCUCGCCUCUUCUCUUUGCGGCUCCAGACCCACAGCAUCUUUAUUGCCCCGCUGUUUGC